CAUGUCAUUUUAUUCCUCAAAGCUUUCUCAAAUGAUGUUGAGCUAAGCUCAGUAAAAAUGGUGCUUGGAAACCUUAAACUAAUGUAUCCAGAAAAACUGGUGAACCUGAAUCUGUCUGCUCCAUCAGGCUGCCUGUUGUCUGUCCUUGUUUCCUGUUUUCUCCAAGAACAAAGAGUCAACAGACACUGUGGCAAAUGAUCGGCGUGCCUGGUGACGCUGCAGCGGGUGAGGAGGGGGGACUUCAAAUGCUUUUCAGUCAGAGAUGUACCAUCCUGUCUGCUGCCUGCAGGCCACCUCACAGCCACACUGUUGUUAUCAUUCAACCAAUCACUGAGUCCUCUCUGACUGGUAUGGGGUGCAGCUGACACUUUCAGUCGCUCUGGAUGGUGGCGUUCCUUUCCAAGAGGGGCUGAUGUCUGACCAAAACCUUUCCAUGACAGCUGGCAGCUGAGACCAUCAUGGACCAGAGUGUUGAGACUCUAGAACUGCUGGGGGCCCUGUUAUAUGCAGUGGGUUGGCUUUGCUCUCUGUGCACUACUAUGAUGCCCUUCUGGCUUACCCUAUCCACAGACCUGCUCCCCACUGAGAGUUUGGAAGUGGGACUGUGGAAGUCAUGUGUUGUCCAGGACCUGGGUCUCCAGGAAUGUCGGCCAUACAACAGCCUACUGGGUCUGCCACCAGACAUCAAACUGGCCCGCAUUCUGAUGUGUGCUGCUCUGGGCUUUGGGCUGGUGGGCUUGGUGCUGGCCAUCAUGGGCCUAAACCUGAUCAACAGCUGCUGCCGCCAGAUGGAUGAGCUAAGCCUCAAGAAGGUCCUGAAAGCAGCAGGAGGGAUGCUAAGCCUGGCAGCUGGGAUCCUGGUCCUGGUCCCAGUCUCCUACAUAGCUCAUCUGACUGUGGUGCGAUUCUUUGAUAAGUCAGUGCCGGAUGUGGUUUCUCGCUGGGAGUUUGGUGAUUCUCUGUUCUGUGGCUGGACAGCUGGAGUCCUGCACCUGCUGGCUGGAACGCUGCUGCUGAUUUCUUCUUUGUAUCUGCAGGAGCAGAACCAGAACCUACCUGUCCACAUCCCGCUGGUCCCAGUGUCGCAGAGACAGCGAUCCAUCAGAAUCAGAACUGAAUACAUCUGAGAACACAUCUGGAGCACCCACCAGGAGAAAGUUUUUAACUUUCACAUGGUUGGAAAUCUGAGUUGAUGUGAAGGUUUGAACAGAGGUGGACUUAUUUCACAUCUUAACGUCCUAUCAAAUGUCAUGUGGAAAUAUCUGUAGUUUGUUGGAGCCAAAGAAACAAAAAGCUGCUAUUUCCUGUUUUCUGCCAUUCACCUGACCAAGAUUUUUAACGACAUUUAGCACUCUCUAGCUAUUAUGUGGACAUUGUGGUGUAAUUGGAAAGUUUAAUCAGCAGCAUUGAUCGGCAGGUACAACGAUGCUUUCACCCCCUUUUUGACCUUGGAAGAUAUGUUUGAUGUCCAACUGCAGAUCAGUCCUGGGAACAUAGAAGAUGGGCAUGAGUGAAAAACAGAAAAGGAAAAUAAUACACAAAUCACUAUAGAUCAGCCUUGUUAACAGUUGUCUUUAAUAAUUAGUACUGGAGUCAUAUUAAAAAAACAUCCAUCCAGGUUUACUAGACUAAUUUUAAUAUUAUUAAAAUUAGUCUAAUGUUUGUUUCACCACAAGAGGGACACAAAUUAUCAAUAAAGAGUCCAUAUUUUAGUCCAAGAGUCAAUAAAUAAUUUUGAGUAGAAGGGGGUUUGUUUGUUUUUUUUGUCCAGUUCUGAAAUCAAAUAAAAUGUUUAAAUGUCACCAGAUUAAAUGAUAAAUUGAACUGCUUUAAAUCCUCUCUUUAACUGAUGAGUUCAACAUGAUAUUGCUUUAACAAACUUUGAACUUAUUCAGUUUUAUUCUGAUUCUCCAGAGGUUAUUGUUGUAGCCCCAUUACUGCAUGUCAACAAACUUAAAAAAUAUUUAUCACUUUAAUAUAUCAAAAUUAGGAUAAACUCUUGGAGUUCAAUUCCCAGCCAGUGUCUCUACUGCUUGUGUUCUGCAACAUUGUACUUAAGAAAAUGUGAAAUACAGUUUGACUCAUUUCCAGUACAAUUCGAUUUAAUGUCUGUAGUGCAACUAGUAGAACAUACAAUUAAUGCAAUACAUCACAAAGAGCACAAAUGUUCAUUGCUUUUUGACAAAAUACAUUAUAUAUUGCUGAUGAAAUAGCUUAAGAUAUAUGUUGAAAGCUGGUUGGCACAUCCUUUGACA
Messenger RNA from Girardinichthys multiradiatus, 2255 nucleotides. RefSeq names its product putative claudin-24. The transcript has a single exon. Lineage: Eukaryota; Metazoa; Chordata; Actinopteri; Cyprinodontiformes; Goodeidae. Gene Ontology annotation, cellular component: bicellular tight junction; plasma membrane. Gene Ontology annotation, molecular function: structural molecule activity. Gene Ontology annotation, biological process: cell adhesion; bicellular tight junction assembly. Bases 459 to 1127 code for a protein of 222 amino acids. The record is from RefSeq and is a predicted model, not a curated record.